AUGCGGUACACCAGGAGGGUGUCGGUCUGGCCGGUGGCGUUCGUUGGGGGGCUGCGCUAUGAAUCCCCAAAAGUGAGCCCAGCAGGGAAGGUGGUGGGCUGGAAAACCGUCUUUGACCCUCACCGGCCCUUCGCCAUCGACAUGGCCGGGUUUGCCAUCAGCAUCAGGCUGAUCCUGGAGAAGCCUCAGGCCAGUUUCAAGCUGGAGGGAGUUAAAGGAGGCUACCAGGAAACCAGUCUGCUGAAGGAUUUAGUGACCAUGGACGGGCUGGAGCCCAAAGCAGCCAACUGCACAAAGGUGUUGGUCUGGCACACAAGAACCGAGAGGCCCACCCUGGUCAACGAAGGCAAGCGUGGAUUUACAGACCCAAGAGUAGAGGUGUAA
This is a messenger RNA of Merops nubicus (carmine bee-eater), 384 nucleotides long. RefSeq names its product galactosylgalactosylxylosylprotein 3-beta-glucuronosyltransferase 1-like. Gene Ontology annotation, biological process: carbohydrate metabolic process; chondroitin sulfate proteoglycan biosynthetic process. Gene Ontology annotation, molecular function: galactosylgalactosylxylosylprotein 3-beta-glucuronosyltransferase activity. The transcript is spliced from 2 exons. Gene Ontology annotation, cellular component: Golgi membrane. NCBI's taxonomy places the organism in Eukaryota, Metazoa, Chordata, Aves, Coraciiformes, Meropidae. The record is from RefSeq and is a predicted model, not a curated record. The coding region runs from base 1 to 384 and encodes 127 amino acids.